Messenger RNA from Polyodon spathula (Mississippi paddlefish), 3984 nucleotides. Its product is annotated as calpain-3-like. Lineage: Eukaryota; Metazoa; Chordata; Actinopteri; Acipenseriformes; Polyodontidae. The transcript is spliced from 8 exons. Gene Ontology annotation, molecular function: calcium ion binding. The record is from RefSeq and is a predicted model, not a curated record. The coding region runs from base 1594 to 2064 and encodes 156 amino acids.
UGGAUGUGUGGUAGAAGAUUCAGAAGCAUGCUUAUUUGGAGGGGCUGCCCACCGGAUCAAUGUUUAACUGUCUACUCUGGACACUAGAUCCAAUUACACUGAAAUCAGCAACAGACCGAGAUCAAACCUGGUUGAACUGUUAUUGUCUCCAACUCACUUCUCUGUUGGAGGAAGCUACCUGAUGAACAUUGCAUGCCAUUACAAGUAUAUCAGCAGAAUGGAAGGCUGUCAAAGAAAUACCACCACUGCGGAAAUGGGAAUUAGACAAAGAUCUGUGAAAUAUUGUCAAUCUUUGAGCUAUGUGCAAUUCCCAGUUGCAGACUGGACUAUAGACUGCAGAUGGCACUGGCGGUGGGUAGGUAGGGAGAUUUCACAAACUGGCUUCAUGAUGUAGGUGAAAGCAUGGAAUACAUCCCUCCUCCUGCCUUAAGUGGCUUCAAAUGUCAUUUGAAUUUACUUUUUUUAUAUUUCCCUUACUAUCUUAUUGUUCUUAGAAACACUGAGUUGCUCCCAUAUUGAGUAGACAAGAGAGCAGGUGGGGCAUUAGGAGGGCUGUUCAGGCUUGGCACUUAGGAUUCUCCAGACAAGCUCAAAGCAGGUAAAUGGAGAUUCAGAGAACAAUUUUCAAGUGAAUAUUGGAAAGCCAGAACCAGAACCACUGUGAAUGAUUGUAAACACCAUGACAUAGUAAAGACAGUAUAAUAAUGGCAUUCCAAUUACACUGGCUGCUCUUUACUGAAAGGAUCCUCUAGCCCCAAGGGUUAGUUCUCUGGAUCUCUCCUCCCUCGAUAGCCGGUGAUGAAGGCAGUCUGUUUAUCGGCUUGCAUAUUUGCAAUUGGUUCAUUAGCUCUUAUUUCUUGUAAGCAGGCAUGGGGUAUGGCCUGUGGCUACGCAAGUUGGCAUGGGGUUUGCAAAAACUUUAUGGUGCUGCCAUUCUUUAUCAAAGUGUGUAGUAAAUCUUGGUAAAAGCAUGGCAAAAUAUGUUAAAACAUAGUGAAUGCAACAAGGUCAAUCCCAGAGGAGUACAGCACAAUAACUCAACAGUAAAGGGAAGUUAAAAUGUGGCAACUGAACAAUGCUGGUGAACAAAAGGUUUUGGAGAGAGAGAGAGAGCAAGAGAGCUGCACAUGAUCUCAUCCACAGCUUCCAUAAAAGGCAAUGCUGCUGCUGUAGCUUUAAGAGCUUCUCACAGGAUUCAAGAAUUCCAGCAGGCCCUUGCAAUGAUGAAGCUCUGAUCAGCUGCUUACAACAUCCUUCAAGGAAUAGAUGCUGGAAUUGAAGCAAAUGCAAAUCACAUUGAACCGCCUCAUGCGGCUCUCCCCAUCAUAUUCCAAUGCUUAACCUCUCUCUCUCUCUCUCUGCCGUGAAUACCCUUUCUACACCGUUGCUGUUUGCGUGCAUGUUAUGUAACCAGCCUGCACGGUAUAAGCAAGGUGAAAGCCUCUUAAAUUAGGUACCUGGCACAGUGCAGAUUGCCACUGGAGUUCUAAUGUCUGUACUGGUAUUCCACAGCCGACCCCUGCCUCUGCUGGAGAGGAGAGUGAAGAGGACAAGCAGUUCAGGAGUAUUUUCCAGCAGAUCGCAGGAGAUGACAUGCAGAUCAUGGCUCACGAACUGAAGAAUGUGCUCAACAGGGUUGUUUCGAAGCACAAGGACCUGAAGACAGAUGGGUUCAGCCUGGAGUCCUGCAGGAGCAUGAUCGCGCUCAUGGAUACUGACGGUACAGGCAGACUGAACCUGCAGGAGUUCCGCCACCUCUGGAACAAGAUCAAGCAGUGGCAGGUCACUUUCAAACAUUACGAUGCUGAUCAGUCAGGAACCAUCAGCAGCUAUGAGAUGCGCAAUGCUGUCAAUGAUGCAGGAUUCCGUCUCAAUAACCAGCUGUAUGACAUCAUCACCAUGCGCUACGCGGACGAGAAGAUGAACAUCGACUUCGACAGUUUCAUCUGCUGCCUGGUGCGGCUGGAGGGGAUGUUUAGAGCUUUCCAGGCCUUUGAUAGGGACGGCGACGGAGUGAUCAAGCUCUCUGUGCUGGAGUGGCUGCAGCUGACCAUGUACGCCUAGACUGCAGGGAGCAGUGUGUGAGAGGGGCCAUCCCCCCCAAAGAGACUGCCGCCUCACAGUCUGUGCCUCAUCCUCCCAGUGUGCCAAGUCCUCCUCUAAUCACUGUGCAAGUUACUCAAUUAACCUUUCCUUUAACCACCCUAGCAAGGACCAAAGUCUCCCCUGCUUCUUAGAUGUGUGGCCUGACCCCAUCUCCACACUGUUAAUCAGAAUCUGGGCAUCGCUGGAAAUAAUUAAUUAAAAUAAUUAGUGUGAGUGCUGGGACAAAUAUUGAAAUAUUCUAAAACUGCUUGACAUGUAUUCAUUAAUAUAACAGGAUUUUUAAAUGACUAUUGCAAAGGAAACCAAUACAUUAAUAAGGUCUCAAACAAAUAACACACAUGAGAUACUAUUCACAAGAAUGUUCCUCUGCUUUCUUUAAUAGAUGUCUUUAACCCCAGAGGGUUUUUACUGAACACACUCGACUUCCAUAAGAAAGAAUGUUUGUUUAAAUUUCCAAAGAUCUGAAUAUGAAAAGCCUGUUCACCCUGGCCCCAGGUAGUUUAUGCUAAAAGAAACUUGAAGACAUUGACAUCACAUCGAAAUGCUUGUAACUAUAUAAUUAACGUUUUUUCUAGUAUCAGUAUAGCACAGGACAUAAGGAAACCUGCCUUGGUAUUUCAAUAAAAUAAAGCUGUACCUUCAGCCUCACCCAAAUUCCCUCAAGUUACACAGGAAACAGCAUCCUUAUAAGUUUUGCACAGAUUGAGGUGAAUGAUUGAAUUCUUAAUUGGCCUGUCCAUUCACUGCAGACUCCCUCCCUCUCAGCUCCUGUACAAACUCUACUGACUUCCAUCCCUUUCAGAUCCAAUCUCUGCAGACUCCCUCCCUCUCAGCUCCUAUACAAACUGUAUUGACUUCCAUCCCUUUCAGAUCCAAUCUCUGCAGACUCCCUCCCUCUCAGCUCCUAUACAAACUGUACUGACUUCCAUCCCUUUCAGGUAACUCCUUGUUAUCCGAAGCAUAUCUGAUCCUUUAUCAGUCAGUCUAGCAGCAGUACACUCUCAUUUCUUAUCUGCUUAGACAUACAUUUUUGGUGCUGCUGUAUAAUUCUAGCUUAGGCUCGACAUACAUCCAAGCCCCACUGUGUGUAGAGUGCUUCUGUAAGUCAAAUGAAUUGAUAACAAGCAGCCAUUUAAAUACUAUUGCUUAAAGUGUAUGGAAAUACAACCAGCCUGUAAGCCUUCUAGCAGUGGUGUGCAGUGUGACAGUCCUGAAUCCCUUCUCAGUCUUAUCAAGGGCUUUGCCAACCAAGAAACGAGCGUUGCAAUUCACAAGCCUGUAUUAUUGCUGGAAUAUUACACACCCAGGAACUCUAAACAGGAUCAUUCUGCACUUCACAUUGUUUAUCACGCAGUCAUCCUUUUUCUAAACUCUUUCUACAAUUUCUCAUGCUUAUUGCUGAAUCUACUAAAGAAAUUCCCAAUGUUACACCCUUUUUUUCUGAGCUUGUCAGUCCCAAUGCUUUUUCAUGAAGAUCCUCGCUUGGACAGUACUCAACACCUGUUCUCUUUACACUGUCAAACAUAUUUAAUGUUAACUCCCAUGGGAGGCACUCUGUUUAUAUGGCGGUCUGGUGCCCCCUGACUUCAGGAUUAUUACUGUAUCUAUUUCUUCAAACCUGUUGGAAAUGUUCUGCAGCGUAAUUCACCAGCUUAGUUCUCAAUUGCUUGGACAGAAUAGCAAGCUCUGGCCAAAGCAUUCCCCAGCAUGACAUGGGGUCAAUCACAUAGCAAGACCCAACACCCAAAUAAAAGUGCCCUGGUGUUGAUGUAAUCAGUUAUUGGGUUGGAAUUAUGAAGUUUUUCAUUUAAAAAAGAAAAUGGCAAAAUGAGUGUACUGCAUUUAUCAUUUAAAUCAAAUAAAACUUACUGAUCAGAU